CCGAGAAAGAACAAGAGGGAAAACGAUAAGAACAUCCGUGGAGAAGAUGGGAGUGAGGAGGAGGACGUACACGGAAGGCAUAGAGGGAGUUAAAGUAAUCGCCUAAGGCCGUCGGGGUGUGAGACGGAAUUAAUAACACGAUUAAAGAUGGAGAACUCCCUCAAUGGAAUCCUGCAGCGCCUCUGUGGCUGCAUCCCUGCGCGAGUGUCCCUGGGGGUGCUGGCUUUCUUGGGCUUCGUGAUAAUGACAAGCGUGAGGAUCAACCUGUCUGUGGCCAUCGUUGCUAUGGUGCGUCAGAAUUCUUCAAAUAUCAUCAAAGGCAGGGCGGAAUGUCAGCAAGGUAACGAGAGCUGGCUGGUGCUGGAGCAGGAGAAGGGCGGGGGCGGCAACAGCACUACCUCUAUCCCCUGGGAAGAAGAUGGGAGGAUGGAGGGAGACGAGGACGAGGGUCUGGAAUGGGACGAGAUGACACAGGGUCUUGUCCUCGCAAGCUUCUUCUACGGGUACAUCUUCACGCAGAUCAUCGGCGGACGAUUUGCGGAGGUAUAUGGAAACAAGAAUCACCUUUGGGCUCUGUGGUCUGACGAGUGGCUUUUUUCACGCUCCUCUCGCCGAGCUGCUCGAUACCACUACGGCGCUCUCAUCGCUGUCAGGGCGCUCAUGGGCUUCUUCCAGGGACCCAUGUGGCCUUCCAUGCAUGCCCUGGUGCCUCGAUGGAUCCCGCCCCUCGAGAAAUCCAGAUUCGUGUCAUGUGUCUAUUUCGGGUCUAACCUCAGUAUGAUGGCGACCUUAGCCGUCAGUGGCAUCAUCGUGGACUCUCUGGGGUGGGACGCGGCUUUCUACAUCCCGGGAACGAUCUGCCUGGUGUGGGCGUUGUGUUGGUUGCUCCUGGUGGCGGACACCCCGACCCAACACCCAAGGAUAAGCCAGGAGGAGAAGGAAUACAUUGAGAACGUCGUUAGGAAGUCUGGAAGCUCCUGGAAGCGGCCUAGGAAAGUGCCCUGGCGCUCCCUCCUGACGUGCGUGCCCUUCUGGGUGACAGUGGCCGUGGACGUGGGGAACAUGUUUGGGCUCACUGUCUUCUUCAGUCUCCUGCCGACUUACAUGAAAAACGUCCUUGGGUUCUCGAUUAAAGAGAAUGGCCUCCUGUCCAGCCUUCCUUUCCUGUUCCGCUACCUCGGCGCCCUCACCUUCAGCUUCUUCGGGGACUGGAUUAUUUCCACCGACAAGCUGAGGUUCAUCACCAUGCGCCGCCUCUCCAGUGCUAUAGCUUACGGCGUGUUCUCUAUUCCUCUUUCUCUCUUCUUCCUGCAUAAUGUAUGCUUAAAGCUCACCUACGUGCACCUUUACCUCUUCCUCUUUAUUUUUUACGCAGAUAAACAUUUGCACUCCACAAUGCGCCGUAACUAUCUUUCCUCAGCCAUGUUCUUCCCCGCCAUUCUUGCCGUCGUCACGGCCUACUCGGGAUGCUCUGCCGCAGCCACAGUAUCCUUCCUCUGCCUCAUGAACUUCACGAACGGCGCUGUCGUGAAUAGCAUCCUAGUCAACUACACGGAUAUCGCUCCUAACUUCUCAGGGACUAUCUUCGGUAUUGGCAACACUGCGGGCGCCAUCAUGAUGUUCCUCGCGCCGGUGUGUGCCGCGGCUGUCAUUCAGGGACAGCAAACGAUGCUGCAGUGGAGGAAGGUGUUCUGGAUGUGUGUCCCGAUGUACGUUGUGCCCGAGGUCUUCUAUCUCAUCUUUUGCUCGGCGACGGUGCAGCCGUGGAACUCAGCGGGGGAAGAGGAGGACGAGGAGGAGGCGGCCAGCCUGGAUAAACUCAGCAUUUAAGACUUAAACAAUGCCGAAAUAUAGAAAAAAUAUAUGUAUAAGUAUGUUUGUAAAUAUAUACGUAUUAUAACGCAUAUUUAGAUUAUAUAAGUUACAAAUGGCAAGCAAGAAGAUACCAAUAAAGAGAGAUGCC
Molecule: messenger RNA, 1963 nt
Organism: Scylla paramamosain (green mud crab)
Lineage: Eukaryota; Metazoa; Arthropoda; Malacostraca; Decapoda; Portunidae
Product: sialin-like
Biological process (GO): monoatomic anion transport; transmembrane transport
Cellular component (GO): membrane
Molecular function (GO): transmembrane transporter activity
Source: RefSeq, a predicted model, not a curated record